Molecule: messenger RNA, 590 nt
Organism: Arabidopsis arenosa
Lineage: Eukaryota; Viridiplantae; Streptophyta; Magnoliopsida; Brassicales; Brassicaceae
Source: the annotation of a GenBank genome assembly
UUUCUCUUUGAAAUGUGUUUAUAAGGGUAAGGGAAGAAGAUGAGUGGUGAAGUUGUUAUAGCUGCUAGAGUAUAUCGUGACCUUCUUAAAGCAGUGGUGAAACAUGUUGGUAAAGAAGAUCACAAGUCUCAUUUCAUUGACUUUGUGAAGCAAGAAUUCAGGAAGAAUGCAAAUUCGGAGACUAUCAACCUCGCCCGCAAUUACACUUAUCUUCUCAAUAGCAUUCACUCUCACAAGGAUCUACUGUUCUCGUACAACAUUGCGGUUGAUAGAACCGAAGAAAUGAAACGAGUGCUUAAUAAAUCUGCAGCAAGUGUAGGGCUUCGUCUUCCUGAAGUUUACGAGCCUUGAUCAGGCAAUGCAUACGCAUUUCUCGUCUUUCCGAGAGAGAAGCCGUUCUGGAUUCUUCAUUUCUAUAGACAGGUCUUGGGUUAAUUUUUGAUUAAAUGAGAUAGUAGAUGGAGCCAGAGAGCUCUUAUUUUCCUUUAAGCUUCUAAGUAUUGAAAAAUCCGAGACGCGUGAUUUACAAUUUUUGUUGUGUUUGUACCGCAUUUGUUUUAGGAUGUGUACAAUGAACAUAUUCAUGAUCU